AUGCAGAUGACUUUCUGGGGCGCACUUGGCUCUGUAGCCAGAUUCGGAACUGUUGCCAUUGUUGUGGCCACUACGAUGGCCACAUUUUCUAAUCAUCGCAUAGAUGACGAAGAAGGUCCCCUCUCUCUCACGAACUGGACCGAUGAGGAGGGCGAUGCCUGGUGGUGGAUCCCAAUGUUGCAUGCCGGGUUGAUAGUCGAGGCUGAUUGA
Molecule: messenger RNA, 210 nt
Organism: Pyricularia grisea
Lineage: Eukaryota; Fungi; Ascomycota; Sordariomycetes; Magnaporthales; Pyriculariaceae
Exons: 4
Coding region: 1-210 (69 amino acids)
Source: RefSeq, a predicted model, not a curated record